Molecule: messenger RNA, 1505 nt
Organism: Helianthus annuus (common sunflower)
Lineage: Eukaryota; Viridiplantae; Streptophyta; Magnoliopsida; Asterales; Asteraceae
Product: UDP-URONIC ACID TRANSPORTER 1
Exons: 3
Coding region: 11-1189 (392 amino acids)
Cellular component (GO): Golgi apparatus
Molecular function (GO): antiporter activity
Source: RefSeq, a predicted model, not a curated record
UCAAAUAAAAAUGAGACACGUACACCAUACCCCACCCCCUCUUUCCAUCCUCACUGCACACAAACAUCCCCACAUCACCUCCACCUCCCGACACAGAUUCACCCCAUCACGGCACAAACAUCUCAACUUCAACAAUAUUCUCCAACAAACCCUUAUCAGAUCCAUAUCAAAACCCAUAAAAAUCCCAACUUUAUCCUUCCUUAACCUAAAUCCCAAUGACCCAUCUCCUCAUUCACCCUUAAAUCCCUCAAAAACCAUCAAAAAUCCCACAAAAAUGUCAUCUUUAUUCUUCAUUUCAUCACUAAUAAUCCUCUGGUACUCAUCAAACAUAGGUGUACUUCUUCUCAACAAGUUACUACUCUCUAAUUAUGGGUUUAAAUUCCCAAUUUUUCUUACAAUGUGCCACAUGUCAGCCUGUGCAAUACUCAGUUACAUAUCAAUUGUUUUUCUUAAAGUUGUGCCGUUGCAAAAGAUAAAAUCUUGGUCCCAGUUUUUAAGAAUUGGGACUCUGAGCAUUGUGUUUUGUGGGUCUGUUGUUGGUGGGAAUAUUUCUUUGAGAUAUUUACCGGUUUCUUUUAACCAAGCUGUGGGUGCAACGACGCCGUUUUUUACUGCUUUGUUUGCUUAUUUGAUGACGUUUAAGAGAGAAGCUUGGGUUACUUAUUGUGCUCUUGUUCCUGUUGUUACUGGUGUUAUGAUUGCUAGUGGGGGUGAGCCAAGUUUUCAUUUAUAUGGGUUCAUUAUGUGCAUAAGCGCGACCGCUGCUAGGGCUUUCAAGUCGGUUCUUCAAGGGAUCCUACUUUCUUCUGAGGGGGAAAAGUUGAACUCCAUGAAUCUGUUGCUAUAUAUGUCUCCGGUUGCUAUUGUUGUUUUAUUGCCCGCUGCACUUGUAAUGGAACCGGAUGUGAUUGAUGUUACCGUCUCUCUAGCAUUGAAACAUAGAUUCAUGUGGCUACUGCUUUUGGUUAACUCAACUAUGGCUUAUGCGGCCAACUUGACCAACUUCUUGGUGACUAAGAACACUAGUGCAUUAACACUCCAGGUACUUGGUAAUGCGAAAGGGGCUGUAGCCGUUGUCAUCUCGAUACUCCUUUUCAGAAACCCAGUUACGUUUAUAGGUAUAGCUGGUUACUCGAUGACGGUUAUGGGUGUGGUUGCUUAUGGAGAAGCCAAGAGGAGAUACCAAUGAUAUUUAGUCACAUUUUCUAUGGACCAAAUAUUUUAACAGCGAUUGGUUGGGUUAUUUACAGCGAGUAAAAUGCAGGAAGGUGAGCAUAUUCUUGUAUCAGAUUUUGAUGCACCACGAGUCCUUGGUUUUGCAAGCAUAUAAAAAGAGUUUUUACACGCAGCGUCCACUCUCUCAGACGUAAGAUUUGAUUUUUUUUUCGAUAGGAAUUUUUUGUUCGAUUUGUGGUAUGUAAUUGUUAGCCGGAGAUUGGACCGUUUCAGAAACAUGAACCUAAACACAAUACUAGUUAGUACGAACAUAGUCCAUUUAACCUGAA